CUUCGUACAAUUUAUAGGGGUGAAAGUAGACCCCCGUGAGUACAGCGGUCUUCAGUUGUAUAAAUUUGUUCACGCUGCCGUUUGCAUCACUCCGGCUGGCAGGAUUACACCGAGACAUCUGCGAAUUGUAGUAGCUACGUUCCUUCUAACUACAGCUCGAUCGACGGCAUUGCAAUUAAGUAUCCAAUCUACUCCAGGCUGGAAAAACACUAUAGUGAUCUUGAAGAUUGAAGAAUCAACCAUGGCAUGCAGAAAUUCAUCGGUGCCCUUCUACCAUAGAGAAACUAACUCUAGGGGAUAGGAACUAACUCUAGGGGAUAGGCCCCAUCUUUGCCCCCCUGCAGCAGUAGGGAACCAGUGAUGGUUGCGCUUUUCCACUCCGCCGCGACAGCUGUGACUAUUGCCCAUUUGAGGCUGCCCUUAAAGAGGGUGCUAAUAUCAAUUAGAGCUGUCAGGUAUUUCUAUGCAACCUUUCAUCUUAGCAUUACCGCGUUUAUUGAUUUGAUGACCGCCUGGCUAUCCGUGUACUAAGGUACACAGUCACCUCUUUUAUAGCUAGAACUUCUGCCUGAUAACUGCUGCAGUAGUCCGGAAUUCGGACGGAUAAUUCCAGUCCUAAUUCUGUAGAAAAAACUCAGUUGCCAACCCGGCUGUCUAGCUUGGAUCCAUUCGUGUAAAAAUGUAUUUCUCCACUUAACAUUCUCUUAAAAAGGAAUCUCCACAGCUUUGUAAAUUAGCUGGGAGAUUGUGAGUAGCCUAUGUGUCCUUGAAAGGAGAAUUGCCUCAGUUCCCAGGCUCCUACUCUCUGCCCACUUUCUAAGCGCGGCAAUAUUUUAGCGCAGAAUGUCCAUUAGAGUCAACACCAAAAUCUUCUAAGGCACCCGUUAUGGCGCUUGCAUUGAUGCUGUUGAAAGCGGCUUCCAUGUCUACAAAAUCAACCAAAGCAUACUCCUGCCUAAGCAAUUCCUCGCUACCCAUUUUCCAAUUUCUCGUUUUUGCCAGGACUUCGUAACAUCAGUCCAUUGGAAAUACGCGCAAGAUCGUUUUUCAAAUACAUUGGCACGAUUAUUAUAAAUAGCUGAAGAGACAUGUGUCAGCACAUUCUUUGCUCCUCGACCAAAAAUACUUGAAAACAAAAGAUAAGCAAUCAUUUUAUAUUAAUCACAUCAUUCAAGUUUGUUGUCGCUUCAAAUAAUUUUUUGGAUUUUGAAUGAAAGAGUUUUGAAAAAUUUUCUGUUGGUAAAUACAGUCCCAAUUUUUAAAUAAAAAUUGCAAUUCGCACAGACAAGCGUAAGUGUAACAGCCAUAUUGUGCGCCUCUUUGUAGAAAGUCAACCCUUUCAGAAAGGCGACAAAUGGAUCGAAAAAGUGAAAAUUUGGAGUUUACUCAAAAGUUAAGUGCGAAACCAGGAGAAUGUCUAGAGCGGCGUUCCCAUGCCUAUUUCACGUUAGCACGACCGACAUGUGCCUCCGGCGGCGACAUGGCCACCGCUUCAGAGAGCUUGCAUUGCAAUUCCAAGAAUUCCAGUUAUCAAAGUUUAAGUUACAAAAGUGAUCCGUCGGAGGAGCAAUCCGAAGAUGCCAUUCAGAUAGAGAAUUCGCAAGCUAUUAAGGCCACAACGAGCGAUGUGAGCAAUUCUCCCGAUUUGAGAUCAUCAUACCAUGCCACUGGUAAGCGAAAGUCUAAGCAUUGUGAAGUCGCUUCGAAAUUGAAAGCUGAAUUAUCCAAGUACAAGAAAGAGUUAAAAGAGUAUAAUAACACAACAAAAGAUUUGGAGGAGAAAUAUAUGAAAAUCAAUUUUGAAUUGAAUGAAAUGCAGCGGAAACACGAUCGCUUCGUCGCCAACCGCAAGUGCAAAAAAGAAACGGAUGCCUAUUCGGACAGCAGCAGCAGCACCGGUUCGGAGUUCUCGCUGAAGCGAAAGUACACACAAAUAUUUCAUCGGGGCAGCAGUUUCAUGACCAUGCUGCCACCCGAUUGUACCACAUCGAAUGAAAAUAUCGAAAAUGAAUACACUAUGCAGGCGGAAGACGUAGCAGCAGUUGCGCACAGAAAACGCAAACUAUCAUCGGCAUCCGAGUAUGCCAGCUUGCGACUGCAAAAUAGUCAAAUGCCACAGAAACGUAAUUCCAAGCGCAAAUCGCUUAACAAGGAGAACGAAGCGCCACACCACCCAAUAACACACGAUACGGAGAAAUUCCAUGCACGUGGCCAAGCGGCGGGUCUCAAGGACAUCUACAAUGUGUUGAAAAACGUUUUGGACAACAAUCAGAAAACGCAUAGUCUGAGCAAGAGCGCCGACCUAAAAGCGAUGCACUCGACCAUUGUGAAUCUGCAAAAUGAACAGAUGCAAUUCCGCAACAUAAUUAAACAGCAACAGAACUGCCUACAGGAUUACCAUACUCGCUGCAUCAAGGCGCAGCAUAUAAUGCAAGUGCAGCAAAUAGAAAUCGAGAAGCUCAACUCGAAUAAUCAUCAGCUCGAAACGGAAAUUAGCACAGGCAUCGAUCAGUUGCGUCACAAGAUCGAUUCCAAGUUGCGUGAUGUGUCGCACCUGCCGCAAAUUGUACGCGAGGAGCAAUCCAAGUGCGAGAAGGUGCACAAAGAGAAUAAUGCGCUGACAGAACGAGUGCGUUCGCUGCAGGUCGAGGCGAGUCAGUUGAAAAUGAAAAUGGAAGAAUUGGCACGCCGCAAAGUGAUGACGAUUAAUCGUUUGAAGGCGGCAGAGCGUGAUCUCAAAAUUUUCAAGAACUACAAUACAGCACUAAAGCAUGAGAAGCAAAAACUGGUCGAGGAGCUGCAGAAAGUGAAAGAUCAAUUGGAUAGCGUGCAGAAUACGAGCAAGCGGACAUUGGCGCGUCAGCGUGAGCAGACGGAGAAGCAGCGUAGAGAUUUGCAGAAGCGCGUCUUCGAACUUGAAUUGAAGCUGAGUCGUAGUCAGAAUUCAACGACGAGCUUAAUUCAGGAGCGAGAUAGCUUAAUUGCCGAGCUGCAGACACAACUGAACACACUGGUGCACAAUUUCGAGGUGUCGCAGAAGCACAUUCGUGUGCUGCGGCGGCAUAUCUACUCCAUGUCUGGCGGCAAUGUGCGCUGUCCCAAUUUGUUGAAUGAGAAUAUGUAAGAUGGACGCAGGCAGCUUAACGCAUGAUUCAAUAAUAACACGAUUAAUUAUUGAAUCAUGAGCUUAACGUACGUUUUUCGCAUUCAAAUAUUCCGUUCAGCUUGGUUAACUCAAUUCAAAGUGUCGACAUUACUACUCCAAUUUACUCAGCACUUCUGGUACAAACGGCACAGUACAGCUUUUGAUUGCGAUCGCCAAUGGCGUUUUGGACCAUAUAGUGAUCAGCAGCCUUUUAUAAAUGUCAUUCACUAUGUGCUCCAGUUCGUUGUUGGCUGGCGAUCGACAAUGAAUGGAAAAAACUCGUUGGCAAUGCGAUUGGUUGCUUCGUUUGAUAACUAGCAUAGAUGCCUCGGCCAUUGUACCAAAAAACGAGCGCUCAGUAGAUAAGCUAUUUUUCUACGUACAUAUUCUAACGUACUUACGUUCUUAUACAUACACUUAAACAGGAAUAAAUUUGUAUGCACCCAGCAAAAAUGCGACUUAUACGGGAUUAGUCCGGGAGCAAACCCAAAGGAAGAUGCGACUAAUGCCACUUUUGAUUAUUUAUAUGGAAUGAAGAGUUCCGUUUUGUUCGGGCAUGUUCUAUGAAGAGAUUUAUUGUUACCCUUUAUACCGAAGCGGGUUUGAAAAGUGACUACUUAGUCGCUUUUAAAAAAUAACUAAUACAAAUUUGCGCUAGCUGCGAUGCGAACCGGGAAUUCUAGGUUUGCUAAAAGCUCAGUUAGUCUAGACUUAACUUAAUUUAACUUACCGUAAGAAAUUAUCAAUGAUUACUCAAC
Rhagoletis pomonella (apple maggot) is the source of this 3903-nucleotide messenger RNA. Its product is annotated as protein Daple. Gene Ontology annotation, biological process: regulation of cilium assembly. The record is from RefSeq and is a predicted model, not a curated record. Lineage: Eukaryota; Metazoa; Arthropoda; Insecta; Diptera; Tephritidae. Gene Ontology annotation, cellular component: centrosome. Bases 1355 to 3124 code for a protein of 589 amino acids. The transcript is spliced from 3 exons.